This is a messenger RNA of Suncus etruscus (white-toothed pygmy shrew), 750 nucleotides long. RefSeq names its product boLa class II histocompatibility antigen, DQB*0101 beta chain-like. Gene Ontology annotation, biological process: immune response; immunoglobulin production involved in immunoglobulin-mediated immune response; positive regulation of T cell activation. Gene Ontology annotation, cellular component: MHC class II protein complex; membrane. Lineage: Eukaryota; Metazoa; Chordata; Mammalia; Eulipotyphla; Soricidae. Gene Ontology annotation, molecular function: MHC class II protein complex binding. The record is from RefSeq and is a predicted model, not a curated record.
AACUCUAGGAGCUUGUGGACAGCAGUUGUGAUCGUGAUGAUGCUGGUGAUGCUGAGCACCCCAGGGUCUGAGGGGAAAGACACUCCAAAGGAUUUCGUGUUCCAGUGUAAGUCCCAGUGCUACUUCACCAACGGGACGCAGCGAGUGCGUGUGGCCAGAUACUUCUACAACCAGGAGGAGUUCGUGCCUUUCGAUAGCGACGUGGGCGAAUUCCAGGCUGUGGCCGAGCUGGGGCGUCCGAUCGCCAAGUCCUGGAACAUCCAUGACAUCCUGGAGUCCCAUCGAGCCUUGGUGGAAACGGUGCGCAAACACAACUACCAGAACGAGGAAGUCACGACCCUGCAGCGCAGCGAAAAAUCUAAAGUGACCAUUUCUCUAUCAAAGACAGAGGCUUUAAACCACCACAACCUACUGGUCUGCUUAGUGACAGAUUUCUACCCAGGCCAAGUCAAGGUGCGGUGGUUCUGUAAUGACCAGGAAGAGACAACUCGUGUAGUGUCCACUCCUCUUACCAGGAAUGGAGGGACAUUCCAGAUCCUUGUGAUGUUAGAAAUGAUUCCACAGCGUGGAGAUGUCUAUGCUUGCCAUAUGGAGCACCCCAGCCUCCAGACACCCAUCACAGUGGAAUGGCGUGUGCAGUCUGAAUCUGCAAAGAGUAAGAUUCUGAGUGGCAUUGGGGGUUUUGUGCUGGGACUGAUCUUCCUUGGACUGGGGCCAGAAAGACUCUCGUGGAUCUCCACCAGCAGGUAA